UCCAUAUCCGGUCUAGCAGACCGGGAUCUGGAUGAUAACCCUCUUGACUCCUGCGUGUCUCUGAUAUAUCCUGCCAGGAGCGGAAGUGUCUGGGAUUCUGCUCAAUCCACAUCUCUCCAAAACAGUCGUUUGUAAAGGGAGACCUGGACGAACGCGUACCGUCUGCAUCUCUUCCCAUACCAUCGUCUCCUCGAGUCGGGCCCCAUUCAGCGUCGCCGUGCACUAAUUUAACGUAGCACGGGACAUGCUCCAUCAGGUCAGGCUUUUUUACUACGGCACACAUGCGUAAUUACUGACAAAGCAACGAGGGGGAAGAGCCGAAAAGGCGGUGAUAAUAAUUCGGAUGGCUCUUUUAUUUCCGACGGAUUCGUUAUAGGUCUGCGCAAUCGACGUGAACGCCUGCCUGGACACAGGAGAGGAUUAAGUUACUGCUGCCGGCGGCGGAUUAUUUUAUUGGCCUCCUCCUGUCACGCCCGAGUCUUUGGUGAUCCUUUUUCCAAUUAAGAACGUCGCUCGAAAGCCAGAUAUGUCUUUCCGGCGAGGAGUGGUCAGGCAGAGCAAAUUCCGCCAUGUUUUCGCUCAGGCGUGGAAGGCCGAGCACUGCAUCGACGACGUCAGGGUGUCCCGUGUGACGUGGGACAGCCCCCUCUGCGCGGUCAACCCCAAGUUCAUCGCCGUUAUCAUUGAAGCGGGCGGAGGGGGAGCCUUCCUCGUUGUUCCGAUAAGCAAGAGCGGCAGAAUCGAUCAGUCCUGUCCGACAGUUUGUGGCCACGCUGCACCUGUGCUGGACAUCCAGUGGUCUCCUCAUGACGACAAUAUCAUUGCAAGUGCCUCAGAGGACUGCACAGUGAAGGUGUGGCAGAUCCCAGAUGGGGGCCUGACAAGUCCAAUGACUGAGGCCAUUGUGACCCUGGAGGGCCACAGUAAAAGAGUGGGCAUCCUUGCUUGGCACCCAACUGCCUUCAACAUCCUACUAACUGCAGGCUGUGAUAAUGUCAUAUGUGUGUGGAACGUGGGGACAGGGGAGCUCGUGUACCAGCUGAGUGAUGCCCAUCCAGACCUGAUCUACAGUGUCAGCUGGAACAAGGAUGGCAGUGCUGUCUGCACCUCUGCAAAGAUCAAGGCCCUGCGUGUCAUCGACCCACGAAGAGGCACCGUGCUCAAGGUGAAAGAGAAGGUCCAUGAUGGUACCAGGCCUAUGAGAGCAGUGUUCCUCUCAGAUGGGAAGAUCCUGACCACAGGCUUCAGCCGUAUGAGCGAGAGACAGCUGGCAUUGUGGGAUACGAAAGAUCUGUCUGAGCCUAUGGCUGUACAAGAAAUGGAUACAAGUAACGGAGUUCUUCUACCCUUUUAUGACCCUGACACAAACAUGGUUUACCUAUGUGGGAAGGGGGACUGUACCAUCCGGUAUUUUGAGGUGACAGAUGAAUCCCCCUAUGUUCACUUCCUCAAUUUAUACAGCAGCAAGGAGCCUCAGAGAGGGGCCGGCUUUAUUAGUAAAAGAGGCGUGGAUGUCAACAAGUGUGAAAUUGCCAGGUUCUACAAACUGCAUGAAAGGAAAGUGGAGCCCAUCUCUAUGACUGUACCACGGAAGUCAGAUCUGUUCCAGGGAGACCUUUACCCGGACACAGCCAGCUUGGAGCCGGCUCUCCUGGCUGACGAAUGGAUCGCCGGGCAGGAUGCACCGCCGCUCUUGGUCUCCCUAAGCGGUGGGUACACGGCUCCUCCAUCCAAGCACAGAGACACCCUGAGGAGCAAGCCCAAGCUUGUCUCACAGGAUUCUGGGACCGGGGCCGCCCCGGCUUCCACUCCUACACCUACACCUACCUCUGCUGCCAAGGAGACGGAAGAGGAAGCGCCACAGCCACGAGUAGCCACAAGAGAGACAGAUGGGAAUACUGAGAGGCCGAAGAGAGAGGAUGACAUUUUGAACGAGCUGUUGGCAGAGAUGAAGGCUUUACGCGCCGUCGUGCUCGCUCAGAGUCAGCGAAUCGAGUUGCUGGAGAGGCAGCUGGCCCGGAUUGAAGAUGGGGACGUAUGAGGAGGCAGGAGAUCCACUACAUUCAGAGGGGCAUUCUUACUAAACCCAUAGACCAUAGCCUUACUAGAAUCAACUGUACCUUAAGCUGUGUGAGUGGGAGAAUGUAGUGUAGUGUAGCAACUAACUGUGAAUCACAGUGGCUUACAACCAGGUCAACUAUUGCAAAGAAAACAAGACCACAGUUUGUUUCUGCAGUUGUUUUCCAGAUUGUGGUUGAGAACAGGGCAUCAUCUGCAUAGAGUGAAAUUUAACAGUGAGAUAAUGUUUGGUUUUAUAUAUGAAGGAAUAUUGUAGCAGCUAUCUGGUGGUGCAUAUUGUGCAGCUGUGAGCUUUGCAAAAUCCAUGUUUUAAUUUUGAAGGGCUUUGAGGGAAUUACAGUGGAACCAUUGCCUCAAAUUAAUGCACAAAAUAAGAACAAACAGCAUUAUAUUAAAGCAAAUGAAGGCUGACUUUCUAUAGCAAAGCGAUUAAGUACCUCUAAUAUGUUUUUUUUCCUCUGACGCACAGACAAAUGUAAGCAUUAGGGCUAUUUAAUCAGGUAGUUAAAGCUGCUAAACUGUGAUGUCACAUCAGACCCCCACUUGUUAACUCAUUGUGUAACUUGUGCUUUGUUUCACUACUUCAUUAUAGGACGCCUUGAAUAAGGUUAACGGUAGGAAUAAAUCAAGACCCUGACGGAGAGAACUGGGUGAAUGGUAGCUGACAAAGUAUAGCUAAAUAUUUAUGUGUAACGUAAUUCUGUGUAGUCUUUGCAGUCAAUGAAAAGGUAACACUUGUGAUUUUGUACCUCAUGUUGUCAGAGUUUCUGUGACAUCACGAGGUGAAAUAUUUGUCCACAUUAUCAUUAAGAUAUAACACACAGAAAUGCUUGUCUCUUUACCUUAUUUUGACGUGUGGCUGCGGUAUCACAUGCCCCCUAAAGAACCAGGAUCUUUGCUGAGUAUUUAGAAGGGCAGUAAACUUUACACUUUUUAGUAAAAGCUGUCAGACAAAAUGGAAGUUGCCCAGUGGACACAGGACAGUUUCUGCACACACAAAUACAAUCUUAACACUACUGACAGUGCAGUCUCACUGAAACUCUCCUCACUUCAAAGUAUCUGCAGCCACAAGAAAGAGGAAGUUAGAAUGAAAUGUGGAACAUUUUCUACAGUUUGCAAAUGCAUUUGUAUUGGUGUUAAAUGAUGGAAAGCUCUUUUCAAUUUUUUAUUAUUAUUAUUAUUAUUAUUUUAGUUUUGUGUUUUUUGCCCUUACAUGUAGAGGCACUUAUCUGUUACCUGUCGACCAGUCAGUUAUAGUGCGACAAUGGUACAUUCCACAUCAAACUAAUCCCUUUAUUACUUUAAUUGUAAUUUAUAUUUCUUUAUUCACUGACCUCUUAACACUAACUGUAAAACCAGUAGCAUUUUACAGAAGACUACAUUGUAAAAACUCAAUAAACAUUCAUUCCUCCUUUGUAUUAA
Lates calcarifer (barramundi perch) is the source of this 3501-nucleotide messenger RNA. RefSeq names its product coronin, actin binding protein, 1B (gene coro1b). Gene Ontology annotation, biological process: cell migration; actin filament organization. The record is from RefSeq and is a predicted model, not a curated record. Lineage: Eukaryota; Metazoa; Chordata; Actinopteri; Centropomidae. Gene Ontology annotation, molecular function: actin filament binding.